This is a messenger RNA of Oncorhynchus keta (chum salmon), 3042 nucleotides long. Its product is annotated as aldehyde oxidase 1-like. NCBI's taxonomy places the organism in Eukaryota, Metazoa, Chordata, Actinopteri, Salmoniformes, Salmonidae. The record is from RefSeq and is a predicted model, not a curated record. Gene Ontology annotation, molecular function: iron ion binding; oxidoreductase activity. The coding region runs from base 806 to 1624 and encodes 272 amino acids. The transcript is spliced from 7 exons.
CUGUAUUAUUGUGUUGUGCAUUAGCUGUACGUUGGUUUAAGUUGUAGCACUUUGCCUAACUUUAGCCUACUACCUACCGUUCCUCUACAAAACUGUCUGCUAAUGUUAUUGUUGACCAAUGAUUACUUCCCGUCGUCUGUGUUUGUACCAAAUAUACUGGAUGUAGGCCUCAGGCCUGCUCUCUAAGAAUGACCGAAAAACUGAAAACAAUGCAGACCCAGAGAGUAUGUUACUGUCUUACCUCGGAGAGGGGUGUAUGCUUUCCUUGCUGACAAAAAUAUAGAUCAGACGUGAGGCACAUAAAUUAAAUGAACUAUUUACAUUGAUAUUAAUGAUAUAGUGUACCAUUUAUUUGAGUAAUUAUGAUUAUAUUCUGAUGAAUAUUUAUCCUAAAGAAAAACAGAUAGAUGUUGUGUAGCCUAUAGCCAACUGAAUGUGCAGUCAGUAGCUUAUAGAAAUCCACACUUUAUGGUUAGCCUAGAGUGAAGCUCUGAUUUUGUAAGUGUUUUUUGUCUCUUCCCCCCCCAAGCAGGUCCAGAGUUUGAGGUGUGACAAUAAUGUUAUGGCCUAUCACAGAGAGUUCCAUGGCAUGUCACUGUGAGUGUGCACUUUCCUUUGAUUAGGAUUGGCUGCAUAAUAAAUCCGUUAAAAUCAUUGGUUUGUGGAAAAAUGGAUACUGAUAGAUUGUCUAGCCUAAGCAGAGUGUCUCCUCAGUUGGUAACGAGGUUGAAUUUCUGCAUUGAUCACACACUGAAAAUGUAUCCAUCGAUCACUCGCUGUACUUUAAAUCACAUUGGAUAAAAAAAUGUCUGCUAAGUGGCAUAUACUAUUAUAUUCCUUGACGGUGCCGGACCCAGUAGGUCGGCCUAUCAUGCACCGCUCAGCCUUCUGCCAGGCUACUGGAGAGGCUGUUUACCGUGAUGACAUCCCCAAGACGGACAAAGAGCUCCACCUGGUCCUGGUCACCAGCACCAGACCACACUCUAACAUCCUGACUGGUCGGGCCGUGCGUUGUGUUCGGGAGAGAGGAGAGGAAAUACUGAUCACUGGGGCCCGCCAACCUGUCCUGGGCAAACACCAGGUGGGCUUUAUGAACGAUGGGAGGAUAAUGGCUGCUGACCUACAAUAUUAUGCCAACUCUGGAAACACUGCAGAUGAGUCUUUGUUGAUCCGUGAGAUAAACAUGUACAAGGAGGUGUCCCUGACACAUUACAAGUUUGAGUUUGAUCCUAAGAACCUUCUGCGUUGCUGGGACGAAUGUAGGGAGAAGUCUGACUACUGCAAUAGACGGAAAUCCAUUGCCCAGUUUAACCAGCAGAACCGCUGGAAGAAGAGAGGCAUGGCCACGAUACCCAUUAAGUAUGGCAUCGCAUUCUCAGACGGCUUCCUUAACCAGGCUGCAUCUCUGGUACACAUCUACAAGGAUGGUUCUGAUUUAGUCAGUCAUGGGGGAACAGAGAUGGGCCAGGGAAUACACCCUAAAAUGCAACAAGAAGGUGGCGAGUACAGAGCUGCACAUCCCCGCCUCUCUCAUCCACAUCACAGAGACCAACACCAGUGCUGUACCCAACACCUGCCCCUCCGCCGCCUCCUUUGGCAAGGAUGCCAAUGGCAUGGCCUGUAAAGGAUGCCUGUGAGACCCUGUUCCAAAGACUUGAACCUGUCAGGAAACUGAACCCAGAAGGCACAUGGCAGACCUGGGUAUUUCCUAUUGAUGUCCACUUCCCAUGACAAAAUGUAUUUAAGUAGAACAGAGGGAUAUAAAUCAGUUCAUGAAUAUCGACAUGGUCCUAAAUGACCUGUUUGUGUUCUGAAAAAUAGGUGAACUAUAAGCAUUCAUCCAAAAGAUCAGUUUGUCAGCUACUGGAUACCUCAGAUUUCCAUGCAGACCGUACACAUAUUAGUUUAUAGAAGCCUUACAUACUGUCUUUUAUUUCACUAUUGCAGAUACAAAACCAUUGACUUUUAGGACUGUAGGGCCUAUGUGUAACAUAUGGCUACUGUUACCGAAUGUGGAAGAUACACAAAUCUUUAAUGUCUAUAUUUACAGUAGAUAGCAUUGUGUGUAUUUCUAACAACAUAAACUGCUGAUGUUAAUGUUGGACUGGGAGAAGCAGGAGGGUCAGCCGUGUGCCUACUACACCUACGGUGCCCGCUGCAGUGAGGUGGAGGUCGACUGUCUCACUGGAGACUACUGGGUAAACUCACUUACACAACCAGUACCUCUUGCAUGCAUUUACUAUUGUUACACACUUUACCUUUUAUCUUCAGUACUAGUCAGAUGGACAUACAGUAUUCACCAUUUCAUACUAUUAAAUAUGCAGAAUUUGACGUUUUCUUCUGCCCAUUUCUAGACUGUGAAGACAGACAUUGUUAUGGAUAUUGGAAGGAGCAUCAACCCAUCUGUAGACAUUGGCCAGAUUGAGGGCAUGCAGGGUUUGGGUCUGUACACCAUGGAGGAGCUGAAGUUCUCUCCCUCGGGAGUGUUGUACACACGUGGCCCGUCCCGCGAACCACUGCUUUUAAUCAGGGCAAGGUGUCUGGUAACAUGACCGAAUACAAACAGUGCAGCUAUUCCCUCCGCAAGGCUAUCAAACAAGCUAAGCGUCAGUACAGAGACAAAGUAGAAUCUCAAUUCAACGGCCCAGACACAAGAGGCAUGUGGCAGGGUCUACAGUCAAUCACGGACUACAAGAAGAAACCCAGCCCAGUCACGGACUAGGAUGUCUUGCUCACAGGCAGACUAAAUAACUUUUUGCCCGCUUUGAGGACAAUACAGUGCCACUGACACAGCCUGCAAUGAACACAUGCGGUCUCUCCUUCACUGCAACCGAGGUGAGUAAGACAUUUAAACGUGUUAACCCUCGCAAGGCUGCAGGCCCAGACGGCAUCCCCAGCCGCGCCCUCAGAGCAUGUGCAGACCAGCUGGCCGGUGUGUUUACGGACAUAUUCAAUCAAUCCCUAUACCAGUCUGCUGUUCCCACAUGCUUCAAGAGGGCCACCAUUGUUCCUGUUCCCAUGAAAGCUAAGGUAACUGAGCUA